Molecule: messenger RNA, 543 nt
Organism: Mytilus californianus (California mussel)
Lineage: Eukaryota; Metazoa; Mollusca; Bivalvia; Mytilida; Mytilidae
Exons: 2
Coding region: 136-543 (135 amino acids)
Source: RefSeq, a predicted model, not a curated record
AAGCUUAAGAAGAGAAAAAAGACAAAGAAAAACAUGAAAAUAGAAUAUGUCACAGACGGAAAGAGGUGUGCAACUUCGCCAAUGGAAUAAAACUUUUCACAGACAAUUGUUGGUUUGAUGGGUAGUUAGAAGAGUAUGGCAUCUUCACAGUCAGUGGAACAUGAGUUACUUAGCCAGAGGCUGCAGGAGAAGGAUGGUACAGCACUAAGUCAGAGGCUGCAGGAGGAGGAUGGUACAGCACUAAGUCAGAGAGAUAUAGAUUUGUCCCAGAGAUCUGAUAGUGUUAUAUUGUUUGAGGAGGGGAUAAUUAAAAAGGAACUUGACACUGAAGAUUUGACUACAGAUUGUACUUUGUUAACUGAGAGAUUACCAGAUGUUAUAAGCCAACAACAGAUGAAUCAUGUUGAUUGUUUAAGGAUGAGAAAUAGCUUAACAGAAAUUCUUGAAGAAGUCAAACUCAGAAGGGUUGGUAUUUCAUUUAUUGCAGAGAAACUUCAUGGUUUGGUAUCGGAAGAGACUAUAUUAGUGUCAAAACUGUAUUAA